This is a messenger RNA of Engraulis encrasicolus (European anchovy), 1622 nucleotides long. Its product is annotated as Ig-like V-type domain-containing protein FAM187A. The coding region runs from base 266 to 1522 and encodes 418 amino acids. The record is from RefSeq and is a predicted model, not a curated record. NCBI's taxonomy places the organism in Eukaryota, Metazoa, Chordata, Actinopteri, Clupeiformes, Engraulidae. The transcript has a single exon.
UGGAGACACAUUCUUUGGUCAUUUCAAAUUCAACCUGUCAGUUUAUAUUAAAUAAUAGGUAGAAUAGGUUGUUGCAGUUGGAGGCCUACUGGAGUGAGAUUUCAUUCUCUCAGGCAUGUCUCCUACUCAAUAAUGUAACAGCUGAGAGUAGCCAUGUUGAAAUAAGGGCUGCCUAGUGAUCACCAUGGCAACCUUUGAGUGGCUGUUGAGGAUUCCAGGACAGGAUUCUUUUCACUUUCCUCCUUGAUGAGUUAUAGAAACCUCAAUGGGCUUCCUUUCACUGUGCCCAUUUGUGGUCCUCUCUGUCUUGCUGUCAACAGUAACUGCCUACGAGGCUUCUGAAGACAAAGAGGACAUAUUUGACAUUCGGGCCUGUCCUGCCUUCCUCGUCUUUGACAAUGCUGCCUACCUGUCAGAUAUGACGAUUGAGCUGCCAUGCCACUGCAAACCAGAGGAGGCUCACUCUGUGGUGUGGUACUACCAGAAGCAGCUGGGCUCGGGUGACAUCCGUGCGCUGACAGACUUUGAGGGCACGUCCGUCUUGGAUUCGUCCCAUGCCGCCGCAUCAGGCUCGGAGCUGCGGAGUCGGUUCUCCAUCCGCCUGUUCAGCCUAGUUGUGUUCCGGGCCCAGCAGUCGGACUCGGGCCACUACAUCUGCGGCACCGCAUCUGGACAGUUCUUCUACGGCUACGACGUGGAUGUUCAAGAGGCCACACGGAUCUCCUUUCCGUGGACCAAGAAGCGGAGAGGACCCGCUGUCAGAUCGGGCGGCAAGGUGCUCUUUCAGGUCUUCAUGAGCUUCUGGUCGUGGACAGUGUGCGACCGCUGUGGCGUCCGGGGGGAGCAAACCGGCGUGGGCCUCUGCUACGUCCAGAGCGACUAUCUGAAGGCGCGCUACCGCCUUGGAGUUGACGGCAUCACAUCAUGCGGGUCCUCCGCAGUGCCCGACACUCUGGGCCUGGAAAAGGAGAGCUAUGGUGCUGAGCUGCGGGUGAGGAGCUGCACGGUACCAUGUCCGUUAAAACCACCCAUCGUCUCAGAGCACCAAGCACUCCUAGAGUUCAUUGGCUAUGGGGAGACCGACGAGAAGGCCACCAUUCCCAUCUACUAUCACAACCACCCCGUGGACACCUCUCUCAUCCUGUCCUGCCCCGGGGCCCGGCCGGAGCACGCCGUAGCCUGGGACAGAGGCGCCGUGCCUCUCUACCGCACCCAGUACAUGGAGGGCCAGAACCAGAGCGCUCGAAUCUUCAUAGACACAGGCCACCACCUGCACUUUCAGCCUGUGCGGCAGGAGGAUGGUGGCACCUACUACUGCUGGCUUCAGGGGAAGUACGCUGCAGAGAUCAGGCUGCUGGUGUACGUGCAGCUGGGUCACAAGCGCACCGUGUCCGACCCCGAGUCCAUUUAUGCCAUGAAAAUCGUCCUCAUAUGCUACGCGGUGUUCACGGCAGUGUUCUUCCUCAUGGUGUUUGGGCAGCAUUUCUGGAGGACGCUGAAAAUCAGGAGGGUUGUCCGAUAGUUUUUUGUUUUUAUUUUAUUCAUAUGCAGAAGUGGUUCAAUUUACCAGCAUCCAUUGGUUUUAUUUUUAUUGAAAGAAAUAAACAUCUUUUGUAACUUUU